Hyaloscypha bicolor E is the source of this 1567-nucleotide messenger RNA. RefSeq lists its product as uncharacterized. The transcript is spliced from 12 exons. The record is from RefSeq and is a predicted model, not a curated record. Lineage: Eukaryota; Fungi; Ascomycota; Leotiomycetes; Helotiales; Hyaloscyphaceae. The coding region runs from base 316 to 1242 and encodes 308 amino acids.
GCUGAAAAAGCAUGCACUUGGACCUCCUGUAUUUCAAGCCCAAUGAUAUUGUUUUCUUCUGGUGACGUCAAGUCGCAGACCUGAGUGCAGGAUCUGGGGUGUCUUCCGCCCUGGCGAGAACACGGCAUGGCUCCGAUGGGCAUUACGCGAGUGCCUCGUGGCAAUUGGCCGCCCCCUCGAGGCGAAGCGAUAAAAGCUGUCGAGGCGCCCUCGAGUUGAACAGAGUAUGUUAGCGAGUCUCUCUUAAUAAUCGAGUCUAAUCCUACUCCCCUUACACUACAACUUUAUGCUGCUAUCGUUUUAUAUAAUUGCCAGAUGAAGAUGAUGGGUUUCGUCCCUCGGGAUUUCCACGAUGUUCCUCUCAAAGAGACGAAAGCGGGCACCAUAGCGUCGAUCGUUCUCUCUUUGGCUUCCAUGGGUGCACUAUCAGUGUGUCUCACUCGACGCGUUCAAAAUGUACGAGACUGGUCCAGACUCCCUUUAGUCUGCUGGUUGGUUCUCAUCAUCUACGUUGACUCGAUUUGCUUUGUGGCAGGGACUGCAGUGCUUUCUAAUGGGUUUGGAGUCGACUCUUCCCAUAAAAUCUGCGAGCAAGCUUUGCUCUUGUGUUUAAGUUGUUACGUGACAACCAAAGUUUUGCUUUAUUACUUCCUGGUUGAGAGAGCAUACAUCAUCCGAAGGAGCUCGAAGCCGAGAUUCAAGGACAAGUUGUAUCUGUUCAACUCGUGUGGGAUGUUGAUCCCAUACUGCGUUGUCAUAGCGCUCAACUUUUACUUCCGGUUUGCCAAUUACGAAAAUGGCUCCUGUCGUAUUGGUAUGAAGCGAGUGGCAAUGAUCCCACUGAUAGCUUUUGAUGUUCUUGUUAAUCUCUCUACUCCUACAAGAACGAUCGAAACUCUCAGUCGGCGAACCAGGAUGGAUAUGCUUGAUGUGCUGCAACACCGACAUACUGUUCAGCGUCCUCGUCCUUCACUGGAUAACCUCCAAAGACAACGCCUCCACCAUCUCGUCCCAAAACGGCGAGCAAAUCCGCUCAAUUCAACCCACCCCAUCCCCAAAGCGCCUCGUUCCCCGGCCCCCUCUUUCCGAGAUCGCCGCCUACGAGCUCGGGCUGCGCGAAUGGCGGGAGGCAACAGGUGUCACGACCGUCGUGUCUGCGAAAGAACCAGACGACGAGUUGGCGUUGGACAGAAUAAGUACCAUUCCUCCGAAUGUGGUCACCAUCGAGACGGCACAUAUUAGGGAGGUUUCGCAUGUUAGGCCUGAUCGCAGGUCAAUACGGACUGAAUAAUUCGCAAUAAUGUGACUUGAUGUCCAGACUCUAUAUUUACGGUGCGUUGAUGUCGGCAUUAUAUUUGGUAGCCAAAACGCGGAUAUAAAUAUCUACAUCUCUCAUCCCAUCUGGCUCCUCGACUCUCCUUUCAAGGUCUUGAGAUUAGUAUGUAUCAUUGUCCCAGAAACCCUGAACAUUCAACUUGGAGAAUGUCAACUGGCUGAUGUGGUAAGGCCUUACAUGCAGGUGAGAGGCCUCUCAGUUCUCUGAGCAUCUUUGGCACAGACAGCAUUG